Molecule: messenger RNA, 1104 nt
Organism: Schizophyllum commune H4-8
Lineage: Eukaryota; Fungi; Basidiomycota; Agaricomycetes; Agaricales; Schizophyllaceae
Product: D123-domain-containing protein
Exons: 5
Coding region: 1-1104 (367 amino acids)
Cellular component (GO): cytoplasm
Source: RefSeq, a predicted model, not a curated record
AUGGCGGACACCAUGUUUCCCCGGCAGACGCCAGCCUAUAUCCUCAACUUUCAGUUCUCUUCCUGGUACCCGAGGUUCUCCAGCGUCAGCAUCAAGUCGACGAUCAUAAAACCUCUGCCGGAGGACUUUGCGGACUACAUGAACGAGGAUAGCAUAUUCCUACCCGAAGGCAGCGAGGACAUGUGCGUCUUAAUCAUACCUGCCAAAUCUCCUCUUAUUCGCCACGAUGAAAAGGAGGACGCAGACGACGAUUAUGACUCGGACGAGCCCCGGCGAACGUAUGCCUUCCCGGAGCUAGACGCCCAAAUACGCAGCGCGAUCAAGCGCUACGAGGGCUCCGUCUUCCCUAAGCUCAACUUUUCUUCCCCUCGGGACGCAGCUUGGAUGCUCCCCUCCUCGUCCCCCCUCAAAUGCACGUCCCCAGCAGACGUGUACCUCCUGCUCAAAUCCUCCGACUUCAUAUCCCACGACCUCAACCGUGAUCUUGUCUUCGACGGGCAGACGCCGGGGCCGAACGAGCCCUACGAGCUGGAGCUGGUCCUGAGGAAGUGGUACGCUGUAGAUCGCAGCCGGGAGAUGCGCUGCUUUGUGCGCGCUGGACGCUUGAUAGGCAUAUCCCAACGCGACACGAAUCACUACCCCUACAUGGCCACCGCCGAAGUCCAGCGCGACAUCGUCGACGCCAUCACGCGCUUCUGGACCGACAAAAUCCAGUCCAACCCACAAUGGGAAGUUGAGGAUUACAUCUUCGACAUCCUCCUCACCCGCGACCUCUCCAAAGCCCACAUCAUCGACUUCAACCCCUACUCCCCGCGCACCGACUCACUCAUGUUCUCUUACGAGGAGCUCGACGCGCUACAUCGCGUGCACACCAACGCCAUGUCUACGGGCAACCCGUCCUCUCCGCCACCGAUCCCCCAAUUCAAAUACGUCGACUCUCCAACGCAUCCGUUCGCGCGCUCGAACGCACCGGCGCACCAGCACAACAUGGUCCCGAUGGAGGCGAUCAGUCUGAGCAGCGGACGGGAUAUCGCAGAGUUCGCUGAGGUGUGGCGGGAGGAGGUGAGGAGGGGGGCAAGGGCAGACGACGAGGACGGCGAGUAG